Molecule: messenger RNA, 240 nt
Organism: Penicillium pulvis
Lineage: Eukaryota; Fungi; Ascomycota; Eurotiomycetes; Eurotiales; Aspergillaceae
Exons: 1
Coding region: 1-240 (79 amino acids)
Source: RefSeq, a predicted model, not a curated record
AUGGCGGAUCUCCAGUCUGCUAUUCUCCGCGACUCCCGCAAACCUGCCCGCUCACGGAGAUUUCCUGACCCAGAUCCCUGGCUUAUCAGUGCGCUUCACACAUCCACUCUGCGCCUUGACCCCCUUAAUCGUCUGCCGCGCUUGCUCGUCCCGGUGGACGCCAUCUGUAUGUUCACCAUUCUCCACACUUGUUCCCGACCCUUAGUGGCCCGGUUAACAGGAGCAGCACGAGCUAAGUGA